AUGGGCCAGCCAGGCGCUCAGAACACCAGAAGAAAGGCGUGCGAUGCAUGCAUCCGUAGAAAGAUUCGAUGUGAUGCCGCUAUCCCAACAUGUUCGACUUGCGCCAUCCGAGACCUGUCAUGUACUCGGACUCCGGGACUUGUUGCGAAGAAACUGAUUUCCAAGACGCAGGACGUAUCACACAACCGUCGCUUUGCUGACAUUGAGAGUCGUUUAGCGGCGAUAGAAAGCUCUCUUCACAACAAUUCAACUCACCCGGAUUCACUAUGGGAAAGUAUCGGACAAGAACAUCCCGAGAAUAUCCAAGAACUUUCAUCUCCAGUGCACACUGUGACGAGUGGCUCGACUAUCUUCACGGCUUCGAUGUCUCGAUCUGAGAGCCAAGGUCAAUUCGCCCUGCCACGAAGAGACUUGGUGUAUGCUCUGGCAGAUAGCUAUUUUGCCAAUUAUAACCCGGCGAUGCCUCUCUUCCAUCAGCAAUCAUUCCUGCAAAUGUUAGAAAGUUGGUACCAAUCGAAAAAUAAUCAAGAUUAUGUUUCAUGGGCGUCGAUAAACGUCGUCCUCGCCUUAAGCCUUCAGCAGGCACCAAACGCGGCCACAGCCCACAGUAACCAACUAUCAUCAGAAUGCAUUAAAAACGCCCAAUCCGUACUAAACCAUCUUGUUAUUAGAGAUAAAGAUAUACAAGGUCUACAAGUUGUGUUAGCACUUGUAAUUCUUUUCCUCGCCACUCCUCGCCCUCAUCCUGCCUGCGUGCUGAUUGGGACAGCCGUGAGAUUAGUACAUCGGCUUAAAUUACACAUUCGGGAGGGGCGUAACGACACGGACACUGGAUUGGCGGCCCAGAAGGAAAAGCUACUGUGGAUUACAUACAUUCUCGAUAGAGAUAUCUCUAUGCGCACGACUGAACCCUAUGGACUGCAAGAUUACGACAUGGAGGUAGAUAUCCCCCCGUCAGCACUACCCAGCUAUACAGCAGAUGGUUUGACUUUGCAGGGUGACGGAAGCAAGGCUGCAAACAUAUUCAGGCUUCGGAUUCUGCUGGCUCGCAUUCAAGGGCAGAUGUAUGACCUCACCUACUCGGUGCGAGCGCGUAAUACACGUUUGUCCAGCCAGCAUGAAGCCGCUACUGACCGACUAACGCAACUGCUUGACGGAUGGCGGAGUUCUGUGCCGCAAGGCUGUCGUGUCGAAGAUCUUUCUACACAUAUGCCAGAAAACAUUUUGAGGCAUUUUGUGUCGUUGCACCUCGCGUAUUAUCUAUGCCUCUUCAUGUCACAUCGACUGUACGCUCGAAAUGGAGCUUGGAUAGACCGCCUGAUGGCGUUUCGAGACGGACUGAUAGACGGCACUGCCUCAAAUGUCAUGUCAAGUCUACAAUCUAAUACAAGACUGCUGCCGACCAAUUGGUCCAGCUUUGUAGUGGCCGCGAGAUCAUGUCUGAGCCUCUGCCAAUGUGUCGGUCAUGAUCAAGCGGCGACAUUGUGGGGUAUUGCUUGCACACAUCAAGCUGCACUCGUAAUCCUGAUUGCAAACAACUUGACAGUUUCGGAGCAUCUCCUCCAUGACCAGAUUGAUACCGACUCAGAGCUCAUAGAAGAAGCGUUGGCGAUAUCAGAGAAACUGGGUAGAGACACAAAUGACGAUGAUACGCAAGCCAGUAUUUUAUCCGCCUGCCUAAUGUUGAAUGAUGGAGCAAAAUUGGCGGUCCAAAAGCUUCGUGAGGGCUGUGCUACAGUGCCCUUCAUAAAAGACGCGUUCAGCCUUGACUUGGACUUACGGGCUUCAUAGGUUAAUGAUGGUAUUGUCUCGAGUUCGCAGAAUACUCUCGGGGAAACAGGAGGAAUCGGCAGAAUGGAUGUUACACUGUAUACAGAGAACGCCCGGCAUCAUGUUUGGUGAGAUUGUGACUGUGAGAUCACCUGCUUCCUGAUUGUUUCUAUGAAUUCAGCGU
This is a messenger RNA of Trichoderma asperellum CBS 433.97, 1954 nucleotides long. The record is from RefSeq and is a predicted model, not a curated record. NCBI's taxonomy places the organism in Eukaryota, Fungi, Ascomycota, Sordariomycetes, Hypocreales, Hypocreaceae.